Radiomyces spectabilis is the source of this 3494-nucleotide messenger RNA. RefSeq lists its product as uncharacterized. Gene Ontology annotation, cellular component: cytoplasm. Bases 146 to 3337 code for a protein of 1063 amino acids. NCBI's taxonomy places the organism in Eukaryota, Fungi, Mucoromycota, Mucoromycetes, Mucorales, Radiomycetaceae. Gene Ontology annotation, biological process: regulation of GTPase activity; signal transduction. The transcript is spliced from 8 exons. Gene Ontology annotation, molecular function: phosphatidylinositol binding. The record is from RefSeq and is a predicted model, not a curated record.
UUUUUUUUUUAUUCUUACUCUUGCAACUUUUUUUUUUCUUUCCCGACCUCUUACGUCUUUUUCUCCCAUCAUUUUCGCUCUCCUCUAAAGCCCCUUUACAUUUUCCCUUUGUGCGUCUCGUCACUAUUGAUUACCGGCGUUGUUAAUGUCUGCAAAGGUCGCACCCGCAGGUCUAAAGUCGAUGGAUUCUACGACCUCAAAUGAUCGAUUGUGGGAAGUUGUCGAGAUUCAGCGAGUAAUCAUUCAAAAUUUGGAGGAAGCACUUGCUAAAGCAACCACCGAUCUCGCCAGGGUGACAAACGACCUUGUCAAAGUAACGACCGAUCGCGAUCAUUUGCUCAAAGUCCGAGAAAAUAGCAUACACCAAAAUGGAUUUGUUGUACCACAUUGCAGUACUCCAAUGACAGCUUCAACAGCAAAGGGUGUCGUCGACGACAUGUCGCAUGAGGGAAUGUCACGAUCGUCUGUGGAAGUCAUGGUUGACAUGCCGAGCUCCAGUCCCGUUCCGCCCCCACGCUCUCCUUUCCGACAAAAUACAGCCAAAGACCAAUAUGCACAUAAACUUAUUGUGGAUGCUGGAACCACCACUACUACUACUACUACUAAAUCUACUAUUAUGCCUAGCCAUGACGAUAAUGAAAAUUUCGAUCUUUCAGACAUACAAUUUCCUCAAAGUCCUUCCACGAGCAGUAGCGAUACCCCGAUUUCUCCUGUCAAUAUUACUGUGGAUAAAGAUGCUCAAUUGUUCCUGAAACAUCAAGAAAUGCAAACAAAAUCUGGACGCCCCACGACACCUCGAACUAGGAAAAGCUCGACGCAGGCUUCGGUGAUGCAACAACGUGUUCCAGCACUUCAUGCAGGAAGACCUGUGAUACUCCGAAAUUCUACCCCUUUCAACAGCAGUGACCCAGCAAAAGACGCUCUCCAGCUUGCAUCCUUCUCAAAUACUAGCUCAGAUGAGGAUCGCUCUUCGGAAGAAAUUAAUGACAGUUAUUCAACGGCGGAUCCCAUGGCGCAUAUCACCGUUACCGAUCUGCACAUCAAAGUGGUCGGCUCCAAUAUCACCGUAAAUCAUAAAGGCAAAGAAGUGGUGGCUUUUUUGUUAUCUGUCAGACAAAAAAAGGCCGAUCCAGCAGAAGAACCACAAGAGUUAUGGUGCGUGCAAAAAUUCUAUUCCGAUUUUUUGGAUCUCGAUAAUCAGCUUAAAGUACGGAGCCGAUCAUCUGCAGGCAAACCGGGCAAAUUACCUGAUAAAGCAUUAUUCACUACUUAUGCGCCAAAUAAAGUCGAUCAGAGAAAAAUGGCCAUUGAAAAAUACCUGCAAUACGUUAUCAACAUGUCGUUGCAUGAUACUACUGAAUUAUGCCGCUUUAUUUCCUCCAAUAGAGUGGAUACACAAAAUACCGUAAACAUGAUAUCUGGCCAUCGUCAAGGCUACCUCACUAAACGGGGCAAGAGUUUUGGCGGUUGGAAAUCGCGCUAUUUCGUUCUCGAUGGCCCAAUUCUCAGAUAUUAUGACAUGCAAGGAGGAUCAUUACUCGGCGUCAUACACCUCAGUGAAGCACAAGUUUGUCGGCAAAACUCUCCUCCGUCAUCGGCAAAUGGACCUGUGCAACAGCACAAACACGCCUUCAUGAUCUUGGAGCCUAAAAAAUCCGUCGCCAAUGGUGUGCAUAAACACUUGCUUUGUGCAUACUCGGAUACGGAGCGUGAUGAGUGGAUUGAAGCUUUGAAUCACUAUGCCAAUCUCGGAUUGCUACGACAGGAAACCAAACGUAAAGUCUCCAAAGAAGAUAUCAAGCCUAUCAGUGCGAUGCCUAUCAGCCAACUUUCCAGCAUAGACUAUGCUGGAAAAUUUUCUACCAAUAUAUCCCCUGCCAUGUUGCCUUAUUAUCCGCCACGAUCCAACUCGGACUCUUCCAUUCAUCCAUGUGAAUCUACUAUUUCUGACUCGUCUAUUCCUUCUUCCACAGCAUUGCUCGAUAUGGACUCUCCUCCGCUUUUGCGUCAACGAUCAAGCAUGGAUCAUCCCUUCUUCUUUUCACAACAGCACCAAACGCACCAUUCCUCGACUUUUACUUCUGACUUUCCUUCUUAUGGUACUCCAACACAUGAAUCAAUAUCCGGUCCUGUAUCUCCUUGCACUACACCUACAUUAGAGGAGGAAACCAGCCUAGAGUGUGAAGGGCGAAAAACAAAGCAGAAAGCCAACCGACGCACGUUCUGGUCUAAAAAAAUAUUCACCGGUUCCAGUAACGAUACAUCCGGCGCGGUGCCUACAGGUGGUUUGCGAGGAUUUUUAACAAGGAGUUCCCAUGACAGCAAUGCCGAUCAAACCAGUGGAUUGGCGCUUCCGUUGAAACGUCGUCAAAAGUCCGUGGUUGAAGCCAAUAUAAAAUCACCUAAUCAAGUAUUCGGUGUUCCGUUGAUGGAAGCCGUCCAAGUCUGCAGAACCUCUGAGACAUGCGAACUACCAGCCAUUGUGCAUCGAUGCAUCGAAUACCUCGAAGCGAAAAAUGCAACUCGCGAAGAAGGCAUCUAUCGACUGAGCGGAAGUGCCACCAAAAUCAAAUCGCUCAAACAAAAAUUCGACGAACUCGGCGAUUACGACCUGCUGGCAUCUAACGAGUAUCACGAUAUCCAUGCCAUUGCUGGUCUUUUGAAAAUGUGGCUUCGUGAACUUCCGGAAAACGUUCUCACACAGAAGCGACUACGAGAAUUCCUGGCAGUUAUUGUCGAUAGGCAAGAGCGAGUGAACGAGCUAGGGAGAUUAGUAUCCCAGUUACCGAUUGCAAACUAUUGGCUUCUACGAGCCUUGACAGUUCAUCUGAUUCACGUAGUGGAAAACUCGGAUAUCAACAAAAUGACGGUUCGCAAUGUUGGUAUCGUCUUUUCACCGACCUUGGGAAUCCCCGCCGGCAUUUUUAGUUUAUUCUUAAGCGAAUUCGAUUACAUCUUCUAUACGGACAAUGCCACCGCGACUGAGUCUGCAAAGUCCGACUCCGAGUUGCUGACACCUGAAUAUGCAUUAGAUUUGCAUCCGACUCAACCAUUACCAACGCAAUCCACCGAUCAUGCCGUUGGUUCUCAACGCAUACAUCAAAUUGUUCGCGACGAAAAAGGACGCAACAAUCGCAACAGCGUGCAUUAUAUGGAUGGCGCGCCACAGUCUAUUGUAAAUCUUGAGGCGCAGCGAAGUGGUAAUAUUGUGGAUGAUGACGAAGAGGUCAAUGACCUGGAUUUACCAAUGGAAGAUCCAGCUUUAAUCAGUGAUGAUGACGAAGAUAACCUGUAUUCAGUAUUUCCUGACUCUUCAACCUGCACUCAAGCACCCUAAUUACUGUUAUCUUCCUGAAUGUAUUUUACAAAGCUUCCCUAUAAUCAAUCCCUCAUUUUAGCCCUCUUACUCUCCUCCAAAGAAGUUAUCUGUUUGUCCGUCUUUACUGUCAUAAACUGAACGUUACAUAUUAAAACUUCAUACAAUUCAGAAAGGC